This is a messenger RNA of Dioszegia hungarica, 2844 nucleotides long. RefSeq lists its product as uncharacterized. Lineage: Eukaryota; Fungi; Basidiomycota; Tremellomycetes; Tremellales; Bulleribasidiaceae. Bases 1 to 2844 code for a protein of 947 amino acids. The transcript is spliced from 11 exons. The record is from RefSeq and is a predicted model, not a curated record.
AUGCUCACGAUGAUGCAGUCCAACCCCGCCCUCGUCCAGACGUCAGAUCGAGAACGAUACUCCAACGGCGACCUCUCGGCGCGGAUGGUUGGCCUCAAAGUCAAUGGAAAUUCUACAGAAUCGCCAUUCACCUUUAUACCGCCCGAUCCACGCGAGACGUACCGAGAGCUAUUGUGGGUGUGCCUGGACUGGGACCUGGAGGUGUUGAAGACGUUGCCGGAGGAUGAGGAUGUGUCGCUGGGGGUGUUGAGUGCGGAGCACGUCACUCUGCUAGGAGAUUGCGCGACGCGCUGGAGGAUACCUCCGAGCUUUAGGGCGUGGGUGUUUUUGGAGGCGAUAGUGGAUCGGUGUGAGCAGGGGCUGGUGCCUUCGGCGUGUGUCCAUGAGGCGACGGGAAUGGUGGCUAAGGUGUCGGAGGAGAUGCCGAUUGAUCAGUGGGCGAUAUCAGACCGAGACGGCCUGAUAGCGGCUUUCCUCAGACGAGAUAUCUGCCUCCUUACCGCUAUCGAGACCGCCCUGAUCCACGUCGAGACCGGCUACCUCUCCCCCGACUUCCAAGAAGCCGUGACCGACUACCUCGGCCUGGCCGAUUCGGACGUUGCGAAACACCCCUCACUCGACCGCGCUGCCAAAAGCAUCAUUGAGCGCGUGAGGAUACAGGCGUACAAGCUGUACAUCGGGGAAGCGAGUGAGCGGUAUGAGCACGAGGGAGGCAAGACGCGGGCGUUCGCUAUGGCCAUGGGGGAGUGGAUUGAGAAGGGGGCAAAGAAGCUCAUGAAGAAGUUCAAGGAGCCUCUGGCUGAGAACGUUGAUAUCGUCUCGCUGGUCCUGGUGCAGCAGCUCACGCUGUGGUUUCGGGAUCUCGAGGAUACGAUGCGGGCGCCACCGCCAGAAGGGGUGGAGUAUAGCAUGGAGGAGGCGUUUGUGCUGUACAGAUUGGCGGGGAAGCUGGUGGAUAUGGGCAAUGCCUUUUCAAACGAUCCGCUCAACUUCAGCGUGGCACCAAUGUUUGAGAGUACGGUCGGGAUGUGGCUGAACGAGACGGCGCUCAAGACUAGGCAAUGGGCAGAUUCGGCAUUGGCUAUUGACACCUUCGAGCCCAUCAAAGAGAAUGGCCCGUCAUCCUCCGUCACCGAUCUGUUCGACUCUUUCCGCUCCGCCAGCGACUUCCUGAUGGACUUGGCUUGGCCAGACGAGCAUCAGCUCGCCAACUUUGCCACCCGCUUAGCAAAGAUCUUCAGCAUCUCCAUUAACGACUACUGCCAGAAGAUUGAGCAGCUCUUCGCGGCGGACAUGAGACAGAACGAUGUCCAGCAGCCUGCCCAGGCGGAGGCGAAGCAAAGAGCGUGGAUCGAAAAGGCCAAAUCGACCAUUGCCAGUCUGCAAGGCGAGCGGAAAAUCACCGCCUUUUUCAACUUCACCCCAGCAUCCUGCGUCAAGCUCAACAACAUCGAGGCUGCCCGGCAACAACUCGACAAGCUCUACCAGGACAUGCGGGUCGACGAUCUUGCGGCGUACGAAACGGAGACGACUCCGCGCCUCGAGUCCUCUGCCGACGGCGUCAACUUCCUCUUCAGCGUCAAGGUCGUUCUUGCGGAGGGCCUCGCUGUGGACGGGUCCACCAAGCUCCCGGACUCCUUUGUCAUCCUUUCCGACGAGCACGGGAACCGCUACGCCAAAACUCGGACCAUCUACGACGACGCAGAUCCGCGCUGGGACGAGACGUUCGAUAUCCCCGUCAAGGGCAGCGCGUGGUUCAUGGCUACUCUCCGCCACCGGAAUUUGACGGGCAAGCAUGAUCUGCUCGGUCGAUCAUACCUCCGCCUUGACCCAAGCCAGCAUGUUGACCUCAUCUCGAGGGAAGUGCUGUUGCCGCUGGACACGAGGGGGCACUUGUUGUUGCGGAUCAGUAUGGAGGGGGAGAGGGACGAUAUCCAGUUCCAUUUCGGUCGUGCCUUCAGGUGGCUGAAGCGGACCGAGUCAGACAUGGUGCGGAUAUUUGUCGACAAGAUGACUCCUGUUCUGCGACACACUCUGUCUAGAGCAUCCAUCAAGUCCGUCCUGAAACCUCCCGGCGCGACCAACCCUCUCGACUAUAAUCAAGCCCUCGACAAGAUCUCGGCGGCGUACCGGUCCGCCAUGGGCGCCAACGACUACUCUAUCCCCCUUCCCUCCUCCGAGAAGCCUAUCCGCAAACCACCUUCUGACGCCGAGAUCGAAACGGCCAUUCACCCCCUCUUUGACUAUCUUGACGCCAACAACCAUACCCUCGCAUCGACGCUCUCGGCGGACGCGAUGCAGAGCGUGAUGGCCAAGCUGUGGAAGCAGAUCUUGAUGACCAUCGAGGCGCUCAUCGUGCCUCCACUGAGCGACAAGCCGAGUCACUUGCGCGCUCUGGGCGAUGGGGAGCUGGAUAUUGCGCUCAAGUGGUUGAAGUUCUUGAGAGACUUCUUUUAUGCGGGAGGGGCGGAAGGCGGGGUACCGCUCGCGACGCUACAGACGACCAAGUAUAAUGAGAUUAUGAGUUUGAGGAUCUAUUACGACUGGGCGACGGACGAUCUUAUGGAGGAAUGUAUCAAGGGGUUCCAAUCUACGCUCAAGCACCGUGCGACCCGGCCUAGCAAGAGCUUGCUAUCUCAGCGGAAUCUGGGGACUAUCAAGGCGAGAAAGUCGGCCAAGAAGGCGAUGAAUCAGGGAGGGAACAACACCGAGAUGAUCAUGCGGAUCUUGCGAAUGAGAGCUGGGACGCAAGAGUUCCUCGCGCAGCAGAUCCAGAUCAUGAGCGUGGUCAAGAUGGAGAAUCCCAAGAAGACAAGGGGCUUGACGAGUCGCUUCACAAGGUAG